ACCAUCUACUCGAUUCCUCCACUCGCACUCAUCAUACCCAUCGCACCCAUCGCAUGUACCCGCCCAUUGAGCCAUAUGAGAGUGGCAAGCUGAAGGUGUCCGAUCGGCACACGCUGCACUACGAGGUGUGCGGGAAUCAGAAAGGGAAUCCAGUCGUCUUCCUCCACGGAGGCCCCGGCGGCGGCUUCGAUCCCCAAGAUCGCAGCUUCUUCAACCCGGAGAAGUACAAGAUCAUCCUCCUCGACCAACGCGGCUCAGGGAAGUCCACGCCGCACGCGUCGCUCGAGGAGAACACGACGUGGGACCUCGUGAAGGACAUCGAGAAGUUGCGCGAGGAGCUCAAGAUCGACAAGUGGCACGUCUUCGGCGGCUCGUGGGGCUCGACGCUGUCGCUCGCGUACGCGCAGACGCAUCCGGAGCGCGUGAAGACGCUGGUGUUGCGUGGUAUCUUCACCCUCCGCAAAUCCGAGCUGCACUUCUUCUACCAGAACGGCGCGUCGCAUCUCUUCCCAGAGGCAUGGGACGAGUUCCUCGCGCCCAUUCCAGAAGAGGAACGCGGGGAUAUGGUUCUCGCGUACCAUGCGCAGUUGAAUUCGGUCGACCCGGAUGUGCGCACCCGCGCGGCGAAGGCUUGGUCCAAGUGGGAGAUGGCCACCUCCCGCCUAUACGUCUCCCCAGAAUACAUUGCUCGCGCCGAAGCGGAUGAGUUCGCGCUCGCGUUCGCACGGAUUGAGAACCACUACUUCAUCAACAAUGGCUUCAUGCGCGACGGGCAGUUGCUGGAGAAGCAGGAGAUCGACAAGAUCCGCCACAUCCCAACGGUGGUCGUGCAGGGGCGGUACGAUGUUGUUUGUCCGGCAACGACCGCCUGGGCGCUUAAGAAGGUCUUCCCUGAAAUCGAGCUGCACAUCGUCCCCGACGCGGGCCACUCGGCGCGCGAGCCAGGGAUCGCGAAGUUGCUGGUGGAGGCUACGAACAAGUUUGCGGAUCUGUGAGAGUGGUAGUUCGCGACGUGAAAGGGACUGGACGAUCUAUGGGGGC
Schizophyllum commune H4-8 is the source of this 1041-nucleotide messenger RNA. RefSeq names its product peptidase S33, proline iminopeptidase 1. The transcript is spliced from 13 exons. Gene Ontology annotation, cellular component: cytoplasm. Bases 54 to 995 code for a protein of 313 amino acids. Gene Ontology annotation, biological process: proteolysis. Gene Ontology annotation, molecular function: aminopeptidase activity. Lineage: Eukaryota; Fungi; Basidiomycota; Agaricomycetes; Agaricales; Schizophyllaceae. The record is from RefSeq and is a predicted model, not a curated record.